GCUUUGAUUGUGUCCGGAUUGUGCCUCCUUCUACAGACCUAGGUGCUAACACUGUUUUGAUUUCUCAACAUAACAAUGAAUCGGAUUUUCGGUAGGAGUAAAGGAAAGGAUCCGCCUCCAAAUCUAUCGGACUGCAUUGGAAAUGUGGAGGCAAGGACGGAAUCUAUUGACAAGAAGAUAGCUCGACUUGACGCCGAGCUAGUGAAGUUCAAAGAUCAGAUGAAAAAGAUGAGAGAUGGGCCCUCCAAGAACAUGGUUAAACAGAAGGCCAUGAGAGUCCUGAAGCAGAAGCGAAUGUAUGAGGGUCAAAGAGACCAGCUUGCACAGCAGUCCUUUAAUAUGGAACAAGCAAACUACACCAUUCAGACCCUGAAAGAUACAAAAACAACCGUGGAUGCUAUGAAGAUUGGAGCAAAGGAAAUGAAAAAGGCCUACAAGCAAGUGAGAAUGGAUGAUAUUGAGGACUUGCAGGACCAGCUGGAGGACAUGAUGGAGGAUGCCAAUGAGGUCCAGGAUGCCUUGAGUCGGAGCUAUGGCAUGCCCGAAAUUGACGAGGAUGACCUAGAAGCAGAAUUGGAUGCUCUUGGAGAUGAGUUGCUGUUAGACGAUGACAGCACUUACCUCGACGAAGCCUCUGCUGCACCUUCCAUCCCUGAGGGAAUGCCAAGUGACAGCAAAACCAACAAGGAUGGAGUGCUGGUUGAUGAGUUUGGGCUACCACAAAUCCCAGCUACGUAAAUGAUGGAUUAAUAAAUACUGUGUGUAUAUACGUA
Messenger RNA from Alosa alosa (allis shad), 773 nucleotides. It is a transcript of the gene chmp5a, whose product is annotated as charged multivesicular body protein 5a. The record is from RefSeq and is a predicted model, not a curated record. NCBI's taxonomy places the organism in Eukaryota, Metazoa, Chordata, Actinopteri, Clupeiformes, Clupeidae. Gene Ontology annotation, biological process: late endosome to vacuole transport via multivesicular body sorting pathway; vesicle budding from membrane. The transcript has 8 exons. Bases 76 to 738 code for a protein of 220 amino acids. Gene Ontology annotation, cellular component: multivesicular body.